Messenger RNA from Aspergillus saccharolyticus JOP 1030-1, 1089 nucleotides. Its product is annotated as putative Coatomer subunit epsilon. The record is from RefSeq and is a predicted model, not a curated record. Gene Ontology annotation, cellular component: COPI vesicle coat. Bases 62 to 949 code for a protein of 295 amino acids. Gene Ontology annotation, molecular function: structural molecule activity; protein binding. The transcript is spliced from 5 exons. Lineage: Eukaryota; Fungi; Ascomycota; Eurotiomycetes; Eurotiales; Aspergillaceae. Gene Ontology annotation, biological process: endoplasmic reticulum to Golgi vesicle-mediated transport; retrograde vesicle-mediated transport, Golgi to endoplasmic reticulum; intra-Golgi vesicle-mediated transport.
UCUAGAUUGCUAUCUCCGAAUUGACCUCGAAUUGUCAUUGCUAUCGUUCACAUCUGCAACAAUGGAUCCAUUCUCAGCAGAAGGCGAGUUAAUCAACAUUCACAAUGCCUUUCACCAAGGUCAAUACCCCGCUGUGAUCGAGUUCGACACCUCAGCCCUCUCCCCUGAGAACCAGCUCCCCGCCCGCAUUCUCCAGCUUCGCGCCCAGAUCGCGCUGGGUCAGUCGGACGCAGUCUUGGCCGACGUCGCAGGCGAGGAGGACACCCCCGACCUCGCCGCUGUUAAGGCCCUGGCGCAGCACACAGCCGGAGACGCCAAUUCGGCUUACACUUUGGCCCAGGAGCUCGCCGAGAACUACCCCGACAACAGCAGCGUCCAGGUUCUUGCCGGUACCGUUCUGCAGGCCCAGGGACACAGCGAGGAGGCUCUGGCCUUGUUGACCAAGCAUCAGGGCAACCUGGAGGCUGUCGCCUUGAUCGUGCAAAUUCACCUCCACCAGAACCGGUCGGAUCUCGCUCUGAAGGAAGUGCAAGCCGCUAAGCGCUGGGCUCAGGAUUCGCUCCUGGUCAAUCUGGCAGAGUCGUGGGUUGGAUUGAGAGUAGGCGGCGAGAAAUACCAAGCUGCGUUCUACGUCUACGAGGAACUAGCCUCCGCGCCUAGCACCGCCGCGCCCCUUUCGAUCGUCGGCCAGGCCGUCGCGGAGCUUCACUUGGGAAGACUUCCCGAGGCGGAAGCCGCCUUGUCCGCGGCGCUGGAGACAUACCCCGACGAAGCGGAAUUGAUCGCCAACGCGAUCGUGUUGAAUGUCCUGGCUGGCAAGUCGACGGAAGAUUUGGAACAGCGUCUCCAGAAAACCCAGCCAUUGCACCCUCUGAUGAGCGAUGCGCAAGAAAAGAGUGCCCUCUUCGAUGCCGCAGCCGCGAAAUAUGCCCCUAGGGUGUCUGCCUAAGUCUGUUUGCAAGCGCUGCCGAGCUCAGGAGUACCCUCGGACUCAUACUUCCUUUCUUCUUCUUUCUUGUUCCCCUGUCCAGAUUUCUUGUACAACCCUCUAGCGCUAUAUUGUUCUUUCAUCAUGAAUCGAUUUGACGG